GAAAAACUUUUAUCCCCAUGUCCUUUAGAUCGGACUAAUGUGGUUGGAGUCCGAAGUCUCGUGAUCACGGCUAAGCUUCGGCGUGGUUCGCGCGUUCCGGGUUUUCUCGCAUCGACCUUUGCUCGAGACAGCUUUUCGAGCUCCUUACCACAACCACUCCUCUCUACACCCCCUCGAACUCCUUCAGAAUGUUCAGGAGCGCAUUCCCACGCUCCUUGCGGGCGGCUUCAAACCUUACCCGUCCUCGUUUCCAACCCAUCAGAAAGAGCUUUGCUCCAGCAGUAGCGUCGAGAUUCGCAUCGACUGCUUCGGCAAAGGAUGGCAAGAUUCAUCAGGUCAUCGGUGCCGUCGUCGACGUGAAGUUCGAGACAGAGCAGCUGCCCGCCAUUCUAAAUGCCUUGGAGACCGACAACAACGGCCAGAAGCUUGUCUUGGAAGUUGCGCAACAUUUGGGUGAAAAUGUGGUUCGCUGCAUUGCCAUGGAUGGUACCGAAGGUCUCGUUCGGGGUGCCAUAGCUACUGAUACUGGCUCGCCCAUCAUGAUUCCUGUCGGCCCAGGUACUCUCGGCCGUAUCAUGAACGUCACGGGUGACCCAAUUGAUGAGCGUGGACCCAUCAAGGCCACCAAGAAGCGCCCUAUUCACGCCGAUCCACCAGAGUUCGUUGACCAGUCAACCUCCGCUGAAAUUCUCGUUACUGGCAUCAAGGUCGUCGAUUUGCUUGCCCCGUAUGCCCGUGGUGGUAAGAUCGGUCUCUUCGGCGGUGCUGGUGUCGGCAAAACCGUGUUCAUCCAAGAGUUGAUUAACAACGUCGCUAAGGCCCACGGUGGUUUCUCUGUGUUCACUGGUGUUGGUGAGCGUACCCGUGAAGGUAACGAUCUGUACCACGAAAUGCAGGAAACCUCGGUCAUUCAGCUCGAUGGUGAAUCCAAGGUCGCACUGGUGUUCGGUCAGAUGAACGAGCCACCAGGUGCUCGUGCCCGUGUUGCCCUGACCGGUUUGACUGUUGCCGAAUACUUCCGUGAUGAGGAGGGCCAGGAUGUGUUGCUCUUCAUUGACAACAUCUUCCGCUUCACUCAGGCCGGUUCGGAAGUGUCUGCCUUGCUUGGUCGUAUUCCAUCUGCCGUCGGGUACCAGCCAACCCUCGCCGUCGAUAUGGGUGCCAUGCAGGAACGAAUUACUACCACGCAAAAGGGCUCGAUUACCUCCGUCCAGGCCGUCUACGUGCCAGCUGAUGACUUGACUGAUCCUGCACCAGCCACCACAUUCGCUCACUUGGAUGCUACCACUGUGCUUUCCCGUGGUAUCUCCGAGUUGGGUAUCUACCCAGCCGUCGACCCGCUUGAGUCUAAAUCCCGUCUGCUCGAUCCACGUGUUAUCGGUGAGGAGCACUACAACACCGCCGCUCGUGUGCAACAGAUGCUUCAGGAGUACAAAUCGCUCCAGGAUAUCAUUGCUAUCCUCGGUAUGGACGAACUGUCUGAAGCUGACAAGCUUACUGUCGAGCGUGCCCGUAAGCUGCAGAGGUUUUUGUCACAGCCAUUUGCUGUCGCUGAGGUCUUCACUGGUAUCGAGGGUAAGCUCGUGGACUUGAAGGACACCAUCAGGAGUUUCAAGGCUAUCAUCAACGGCGAGUGCGACGAUCUGCCAGAAGGUGCAUUCUACAUGGUCGGUGAUAUCGAGUCCGCACGAGCGAAGGGUGAGAAGAUCUUGGCUGAGCUGGAGGGAAAAUAGAUGGUGGUUCAUCGAAGAGGAGGUGAAGACGCUUGCACAUCACGAGUCAUAUCCUCACUCUCUCAUGGCGCAAUUGUACAAAAACACAACUCGAGAGACAACAAAAGCUAGAGGGGGCCAACAUGUGGGUCUAUCACGUCUUUCCUCUUUGAGCGUGUAAUCUAGGUCUUUUUCUGCUGUGAAUGUGCUGAACUUUUCCUUUGUUCGA
Molecule: messenger RNA, 1941 nt
Organism: Verruconis gallopava
Lineage: Eukaryota; Fungi; Ascomycota; Dothideomycetes; Venturiales; Sympoventuriaceae
Product: ATP synthase subunit beta, mitochondrial
Exons: 7
Coding region: 189-1733 (514 amino acids)
Biological process (GO): proton motive force-driven mitochondrial ATP synthesis; proton transmembrane transport
Molecular function (GO): ATP binding; ATP hydrolysis activity; proton-transporting ATP synthase activity, rotational mechanism
Source: RefSeq, a predicted model, not a curated record